Molecule: messenger RNA, 1422 nt
Organism: Vigna unguiculata (cowpea)
Lineage: Eukaryota; Viridiplantae; Streptophyta; Magnoliopsida; Fabales; Fabaceae
Product: 1-aminocyclopropane-1-carboxylate oxidase homolog 1-like
Source: RefSeq, a predicted model, not a curated record
AAUCAUCAUCUUCUUCUUCUUCAUUAGUCCUUUGCUACACAAAGACAUCAAAGACUCAUCUUCGUCCUUCCACAAAACAGAUUCAUCAUAUUCUUCAGGUAAAACUUGUAUUUUCUACUCGUUUCUUGAUAUGGCAACCAUAGAGUCAGAGAAUAGUAAGGAUUCCUCUUAUGAUAGAAUAGCUGAAGUCAAGGCCUUUGAUGAAACAAAACUUGGGGUGAAAGGGUUGUUGGAUUCUGGGAUCACAAAGAUCCCACGAAUGUUCUAUCAUGCCAAGGUGAACGACAACACUGAAACCACACCAAAUGACUUAAAGUUUAAUGUCCCCAUCAUUGACCUAAAAGACAUAGACACAAACUCAUCACUCCGUGUUAAAGCACUUGACAAGGUCAGAAGGGCAUGCAAGGAAUGGGGAUUUUUCCAAGUAGUGAAUCAUGGUAUUGGUGUUGAGGUUUUGGAUGAGAUGUUAUGUGGAAUUCAAAGAUUUCAUGAACAAGAUGCUGAAGUGAGGAAAACCUUUUACUCAAGGGAUCGAAGUAAGAAAGUUAGAUAUUUCUCUAAUGGUAGCCUUUUUAGAGACCCUGCUGCUAACUGGAGGGACUCAAUUGCAUUUUUUUCAUCUCCGGACCCUCCUAAUCCAGAAGAAAUACCAGCAGUGUGCAGAGAUAUUGUGGUUGAAUAUACAGAUAAAAUAAGGGCAUUUGGCUUAACAAUGUUUGAGUUAUUCUCAGAGGCUUUAGGCCUUCCUACUUCUUACCUGAAUGAAUUGGACUCUAUAAAAGGAGAAUUCCAUUUGUGUCACUACUAUCCACCAUGCCCUGAACCUGAAUUAACUAUGGGUACUUCAAAGCACACUGAUAUUAGCUUCAUGACAAUUCUUCUGCAAGACCAUAUCGGUGGUCUUGAAGUUCUUCAUGAGAAUCAAUGGGUUGAUGUUCAUCCUGUGCAUGGAUCACUUGUUAUAAACAUCGGGGAUCUUUUACAGCUUUUGACAAACGACAUGUUUAUCAGUGUCUAUCAUCGAGUCUUAUCAAGGGAUGUAGGACCUAGAAUUUCAGUAGCAAGCUUCUUUACAAGCUCAUUUCCAGAGUAUGUAUCAAAGGUUGUUGGUCCAAUUAAAGAACUGUUAUCAGAAGAGAAUCCACCAAUCUAUAGGGACACUACUAUAAAAGAUGUUGCAGCCCAUUAUCACAAGAAAGGCCUUGAUGGAAAUCGUUCCUUGGACCCCUUUAGGUUGUGUAGUGAUUGAGAAUUCUAUUGGAACAACUUUGAAACUCUCGUAGCACAUUUGACUUUAGUGUGUAUUUUAUCACAAUUAACUUGUGUCUACAAUUAUGAUAUAUAUUUUCAAUAUCUUGUGAAUUUUAAAUAAAUAACAUCAAGCUCUAGAAAUAGAAAAAGGUUAAUUCUCCCUUUAAAUAU